AUGACGACCACGUCGGGUGGAUGUUCGAUCACCGCCGCGCGGGGGAGGGCGCUCGGCGGUGCCGGAGUCGAUCGAACGCGCCUCGUCCGGUCGCGUCGCGCCGCGUCCGCCGCCGCGCGCGCGUCGUCGUCGUCGUCGAACCCGCCCGGCGUCGAGGGUGAGGAUAAGCGGCGUCCGUCGUGCCGAUCGAGGUCCACGUCGACGGUUCCUCUGUCGCGCAUCGCCGGAGCGUGCACGGCCGCGAUGCUCUCCGCGUCCGUCGGUGGGGCGAUGCCGGUCCUGACGCCGCCCCCCGCGGCCGCUCUCGGCGAGUACGGCUCCGGCCUUGGGUACUUCCAGCGGCUGGAGGCGGAGCGGGCCAUCAGCGAAGAACCCGUGCCCCUGAGCCGACGCUCCGAGCGACGCGCGUCCUCCCCGCCCGCGGGCGCCUCGGCCAACGCGACCCGGGGCAUUCCGCUCUCGCUCGGCGCCGACGACGACGACGUCGCCGAGUCGAACGUCGCCUACACCGAACCCGACUUCUCCGACGCCGUCUCGUCGUUCGGCGAUCCGAGACGCGAUCCCUCCCUAGAGGAGGUUCGCGCGAGCCGCCUUCGCCGAGCGGCGUUUCAGUGGUCCGUCAUAGCCGCCGUGGCGUACAACGCGUACCGCGCGAGGACCCGGGGCAGCGACGUGACCAAACGUUUGGGGUUAGAGGGCAAGGCGGCGACGCAGCUGGCGGGAACCAGGUGGAGGCUCACGCUCGACAUAGGGCGCGAACGAGGAACUUGGAUGCCGCCCGAGUGGGGCGCAUCCGGCUUUCGAGUCAUCUUACCCAUGGCGGUGGAGCUCGGGGCGAACGGGGUGGUGACGCCCAUAGCCAUCGGGGGGUUCGCGCCCAUGACCGUGAGCGCGGGCAAGUGGCGUUUAGAGGGCGACGCGUUAAAGUUCGACGUCAAGACGUCGGGGAUGGCCAAAGGCGACGUGACGCUGCCGGAGGAUUCUCUACAUUUUCGAACAGCCGCGUGGGGAGGGACGAUGGCGUCGAGAGGUAACCUGAUGCUCCUGCAGACCAGGUUCGGGUUCAGGAGGGAGUGGAGGAUGGUGGGCGUGUUCAAGGCUGAGCCCCUUUUGGACGACGACGAGGACGACGACGACCGAAAGGGGGGCGAGGGGGGCGAAGGCGGCGGCGACGAGGAGAGCCGAGAGAGGAGGGUGCUCCUCGAGUCCAUGCGCGUCACCGAACGCAAGACGUCGUGA
This is a messenger RNA of Micromonas commoda, 1239 nucleotides long. RefSeq lists its product with no specific name. The record is from RefSeq and is a predicted model, not a curated record. Lineage: Eukaryota; Viridiplantae; Chlorophyta; Mamiellophyceae; Mamiellales; Mamiellaceae. The transcript has a single exon. The coding region runs from base 1 to 1239 and encodes 412 amino acids.